Molecule: messenger RNA, 2870 nt
Organism: Vavraia culicis subsp. floridensis
Lineage: Eukaryota; Fungi; Microsporidia; Pleistophoridae
Exons: 1
Coding region: 183-2870 (895 amino acids)
Source: RefSeq, a predicted model, not a curated record
AAUAUAAUUUUUCUCAACAAAUCUUGCAGAUUUGACUCACUACUAGGCAACUGAAUAUAGAACUUCAUUUUAAUGUGUUUCUUGCAUUUUGUUUAUGAGACAGAGAAUCAGAUCAACUAUCACAGUUUUGUUUCAGCUUGGCUUUAAAAUGAAAAGAACACUGUAAAAACACAAACAAACCAAUGAAACACAUUCUAACCAUGUAUUUGUGCUUAAUGCUAGCAAAGGACAUACUCGAACCUGAAGCGAUUGAGAGUCUAUUCGGGGACGAGCAAACUGAGGCGAGCGUAGUAGGAGUUGAAAAGGCAAAGGAUGGAAAGGGAAGUGGACAGGAUACGCGUAGUAAGACAGACAAGGUAAAGUGUGAAGAGAUAACUGAUGAGGAAGAAAAGAAAAAGUGCGAAAAGAAGAUGAGAGAUAGAGCAAAGUGUGAAGAGAUAACUGAUGAGGAAGAAAAGAAAAAGUGCGAAAAGAAGAUGAGAGAUGGUGCAAAAAAAGAUGGUACGAAAAAGGAUAAGGAUAAAGAGAAAAGUGGUGGUGCGACGGGUGAGGGUGACGUUAAAAAGCAGGAAUCCAGCGGUGAGGCAACGGGUGAGGGUGACGUUAAAAAGCAGGAAUCCAGCGGUGAAGCAACGGGUGAGGGUGACGUUAAAAAGCAGAAAUUCAGUGGUUCGGAAAAGAAAAUGAAACAGGAAGCGACUACGGGUACGAGUGGUGAUGAUAAGAAUUUGGUAGUGAGUAAGGGUGCCGGACAAGACAGCUCGGGUAGUGGUUCAUCGGGUGAGGGAACGGAUAAUAGCAAAACGACCUUUCAUAUUGAAAUAGUAAAGAAACCGUACACGCCAGAAAAAUCAGACUCAAAUGACAAUGCAAGUGGUGAUAAAAAAAUGGAAAAGGAUGCGGACAAAGCCAUGACAAAAGAGUCAGAGAGCGAACAAAGUAUUGAGGGACAAAAGGCUGGAUCUGAUGGAACAAAAAAACAGAGUGCCGAAGGAUCGAGUUCUGCUGGCAAAAAAGAUGGAAAAGAGACAAAAGACGAUGAAAAAAGUCCCAAGGAUAAGAAUAAUGACAAGUCAAAACCUAGCAUCAUAGAUAAGCUCGUAAACAUUGGCGAAGAAAAGAAAUCCUCCUCCAACAAGGACGAUGAUGAUGAGAAACAAAACAAAUCCUCAGACUCCGAUGCUGGAAAGAAGAACCAAGCUCUCUUCACUGAUGAAAAUGAUACUCAAAAGCUCAAAUCAGAAAAUGAUGCGGAUGGUUCUUCCAAAGCCGAUGAAAACAAAUUAGCUGAAGGCCAACAAGCUCAACCUCCACCACAGAACGGUCCAGGCGGACAGCCCCCGGGUGCUGAUCAAGGUAAAAAACCUGAAGACAAGGCUAAAGACAUAAUGCAGCAGGCUGGUCAAUCCGCUAAUCAACAGGCCAACAAAGAAAAGAACAAACAGAAGGGAGGUGCACAACCGCCUGGUGGUAAACAGCAACCUGAAAAGCCUGACCAACAAAAGGGUCAUCCACCGGGUAAUAAUAAAGGAGGUAAUCCGCCUGGUGGUAAUCCUCAAGAUAAGAAACCACAGGCUCCCGGAGGUAACCCUCCAGACAAAAACAAGAAGCCACCGGAACAAGACAAGGACAAAAAGCCACCGGAACAAGACAAGGACAAAAAGCCACCGGAACAAAACAAGGACAAAAAACCACCAAUGCCAGUUCCACCACAGAAAGAACAAGCUCAGAAGACUCCAGAGCAGGCGCAGUCGUCAUCAAGCAGCAUGUCAUCAUCCUCAAUGCAGACAGAGGCUGAGCAAACCACACAAGCUGCCCAGCCACCGCCCAUGCAAUUAAUCAAGGACCUUGAACAAAUCGACAUUUUCAGCCCUGAAUACGAGAACAACCUCAAAAAGAAGAAAAGCAUCAGCUCAUCCGUGCAACUCAGUAGCGUCUCAUCAACUGCAUCGUCCACAACCAUUCAGCAAGAAUCUAGCUCAGCACUCAACAACGACACAAUACUUGAAAUUGUUAUUAAAGAUGGCGACUCUAAAGAAAAUGGAAAGAGUAUAAGAAAGAUUCUGCGUAAUUUACAGGGUAAUGUUGAUCAGAACACAUUGGUGGAUCAGAUAUUGAACACGUUAAAUGAGAAAAAUGAUGUCAAUAAGGUCGAGGUGAUGGAUCAGGGCAACAAGUCCGGAGAUGUUGUCAAUAAGUUGUUAUGCAACGGUGAAGACUGCAAAGAUAUCAAGAAUGAAUCUGAGCUCUUCGGAAACAAAAAGAGCAAGAAGAGCAACAGCUACUGGACAGUAAUUCUGGGUGACCAUGGGCCUGAAAGUGUUCUUAUAAAAGUACAAACAAUGACAGUUAUUCAAUCUGUAAUCCCUAUUACUUCGUCAAUGGUGAUUCCUACGAUUAAUACCAAGAGUAUGUCCCAAAUGUACACUAGCCCGGGAAUAGAGAAGGUUAAAACGAUCGGAAGCUUUGGUGAUCUGUUUAACCUUGGUUCUAUCGGGGCAUCCACCAGCACGAUUAGCAAGAGCAUUGAAUGGGCGGAGAAACCCGAGAAAACGGAAAAGAAAGAUUCUAAGAAGAAAGAGGUAAAAGAAGAGAAAGAGGGUAAGAAAGAAGAGAAAGAGGGUAAGAAAGACAAGGACAAAAAGAGAGAUAGACGUGAGAAAGAAGAUAAAAGUGAUAAGGAAGACAAAAGUGAUAAGAAGGAAAGGGGUGAUAAGGAAGAUAAAGGUGAUAAGGAAGAAGAAAAGAAGAAGGGAAAGAAAUCUAAAACAACAGAGGAUGAAGAUAAAGAGGAAAAGGCGACAAAGGAAGAUAAGAAGGAUAAAGAAAAGAAGAAGAAAGAGAAGGAAAAGAAGAAGACGAUGAGAUGA